AGGAAGACAUAUAUAGGAGAAUUGUGUUAACUGGAAUUCGUUGCAUUAAUAACAAUAAUUUAUUUUACAUUAUAGGUGAUAUCUUUGGGGCAGUGGAAGAGAGCCAUGGAUAAUUUGAAAUUGAUCUUUCUUUUGCUCUGUUGUGGGGGGAGUUUUUGUACCACAACUAUGAACACGCGAAUAUUCUCUAUGGAAUCAGAAUCAAAUUCAUGCAUCUCCCAAACAGAGUCUUCAUCACUGACAUAUUUGGUGGACACAACUGGAUCUAUGUCAGAAGACCUUUCUCAGCUGAAGUUGGUCAAUGGUUGGCUCCUGGAUAGUGUGUCAGCUCGAUUCCCUUGUGGAGUUCGGCAGUAUACAAUGGUUGAAUUCAAUGACCCAACCACUGGACCUGUUCAAAUCACAUCCUCAAAGGCUGAGUUUGGAGAAUUUUUCAAUAACCUUACGGUACAUGGAGGCGGAGAUUGUCCAGAACUGGCAAUUACAGGACUCAAAAUGGCUUUGGAAGCAUCACCUGCUAAAUCCUUCAUUCUGGUUCUAACAGACGCUUCUGCAAAAGAUUAUAAUGAUGAAUCUUUAAAAAAUGAUGUCCUUUCCCUUAUAGCCCAAAAAGAGUCACAGAUCUUCUUUCUGAUCACUGGCCUUUGCUCUGAUGUGAAUGACCCUCAGUUCCUCGUUUACAGAGAAAUUGCAUUUCAAAGUUUUGGACAUGUAUUUCAAGUCAGUCUUUCAGAACUGGGGAAAGUGUUUCACUACUUGGACUUCACACUUUCACGGCCAGUUAACAGUUCAACACAACUGUUCUCUGGAGAAUACAAUGGGGGUCAGCAUUCAGACAGUUUUGCUGUUCAUUAUAACCUCACGGAAUUAAUUGUAACCAUGGAUGGGUUGAUUAACUUCAUAAAAUUUUACAGACCUCAAGGAGUUCCCAUAAAUUCUAAAAUAAUUGUGUCUGAAAUUUGGGGAUCCAUGCACCGUAUUAAUAAUCCUGUAAUAGGGAAUUGGAAUUUUAACGUGAGUGGUCAUGGUGCAUUUUCUGUACGUGUUGAAGGUUUUAAAGCUACAAAUAUUUCAGCUGCAGGAAACUGUUCGGAAUGUCAUCCGGAUGCAAUUUGUGAAGAACGCUCUGAUGUUCGACAGUGUUCCUGCAAGGAUGGGUUCGUUGGUGAUGGAUUUUCUUGCUCUGACAUUGAUGAAUGUGCUUAUUCCUGGUCAAACAACUGUUCUUCUACAGAUAUCUGUCUUAACACAUUUGGUUCAUACACAUGUGACUGCAGAAAUGGUUACAUCAAAAGCUUUAGAAAUAUUUGCAUUGAUGUAGACGAAUGUGUAAACUCUUCUCUAAAUCGCUGUGAUGUCUUCGCAACAUGCUCAAAUCAUGUUGGUGGCUAUUCCUGCACUUGCCGACUUGGCUACUAUGGAGAUGGCUUUGCUUGUAAAUUUGAUGAAUGCACAACAAAUGUGUGUGGUGAGGGGAUGGAAUGUAUCAAACACCAUGAAUCUUACGAGUGUUCUGAUCCGUGCUUUAACUACACAUUACUCAACGAACCGUGGAGAAGCGCAACCAGUUCAGUAGGUUCUAUAUGUGACAUUGAUAAAUUUGGAUGGCACAGAUUCACAGGCAGUGGUGGAAUUCGUAUGCCUGAGUUUUGUGUGCCUCAAGAGAGAUGCGGUACCAAUGCUCCAUUGUGGUUAAAUGGAACUCAUCCUUUGCCAUCUGAAGGAAUUGUGAAUUACACUGCUUGUGCUCAUUGGAAUGGAGACUGUUGCCUUUGGUCCUCAUUUGUACAAAUCAAGGCAUGUCCUGGUGGUUACCACGUGUAUAAACUUAAUGGAACCCCAUACUGCAGCCUUGCAUAUUGCACAGAUCCGUCUUCCAUUAUUGAUACAUGCAAAUGUGCUGCUGAUGAGGAAUGUGUCCUAACAAAUGGAACCUACAGCUGUUACUGCAGAGACAGACAUGAAAUCUUAGAUUUAGAGGACUUAGACGUGGAGCUGACAUGCAGUACGCUUGAGAUGAAAGCUUCUUUUCCAACGUGUCAACUGAAGAAUCUUAAUUUUAACAUCAAGAGUGUGCACCUCUCAGACGUCAACUGUGUGGGAUUUAAAGAUGGUAACAACACAGGUCUGAUUUCUGCUUUGUCUCCACUGGGAGAUGGCAAAUGUGGAACACAAUUGCAUAACAAUGGAACACACGCAAUCUACAGCAACACACUGUAUAUGCUACUGGAAACAGACCAGAUAAUUAUUAGAACUCAUGACGUUCAAAUCAACUUUUCUUGUGCAUAUCCACUGAAUAUUAAACUCAGCCUUGAGCCAUCACUGAGACCUAUCCUAAGCUCAGCAAAUAUAUACAUCGGUGGAACAGGACAGUUUAAGGCUGAAAUGGCACUCUACCAUGAUCACAAUUACCUCUUGCCGUAUACAGGGACAGAAGUCACACUUUCAACAUCAUCAACAUUGUACGUUGAGGUCCGUCUUCAGGGAGCAGGCACAUCUCAGUAUGCAUUGGUAAUGAAAAACUGUUAUGCCACUCCUACAAGAAAUGAUGACGAUCCCGUGAAGUAUCACAUAAUUAAAGAAAGAUGCCCAAACAGACAGGAUACAACCAUCAAGGUACCGGAAAAUGGAGUUUCUACAAGAGGACGGUUUUCUGUUCAGAUGUUCAAAUUUGUUGGAAAUUAUGACCUUGUUUACCUGCAUUGUGAAAUUAAUAUUUGUGAUACAAGGAGACGAUCAUGCAAACCUUCUUGCUCAGGAGUUCGGUCUCGCAUGGCUGUGAAUGAUGAUGGAAAAGUUGUUCUCGAUUUGGGACCCAUAAGGCGUUCAGAUUAUUUGAUUCUAUCAUCAUCCACUGAUGGUGUCUAUUCUUCUUGGCCUCUAGUGACAUCACUUAUUCUGUGCUGUGUCAGGAUAUUAAAUAUGUAAUAAUUUUGUUUGGCUUUGAGUUUGAAGAUACUUUCUGAAUUGCAUGGGUGUAGGGAGACAAAUAAAUCUAAGGGCAAAGAAAUGGACAAUCUUCCCUACCCUUUGCAUGCGAGAUAGCAUCACACCACGGUUUUGUAUAAAAGUACACACUUAUAUAGUAUGUAUGAACCAAAUAUACUAAAUGGUAUUUUUUUUUUCUUGUAAUGGUACAUUAUCUUGACAUGAAUACUAGAUUUCUAAAUCGAGGCCAAAAUGACUUA
Messenger RNA from Pelobates fuscus (common spadefoot toad), 3188 nucleotides. RefSeq names its product uromodulin-like. Gene Ontology annotation, molecular function: calcium ion binding. Bases 106 to 2928 code for a protein of 940 amino acids. Gene Ontology annotation, cellular component: apical plasma membrane; cell surface. Gene Ontology annotation, biological process: neutrophil migration. NCBI's taxonomy places the organism in Eukaryota, Metazoa, Chordata, Amphibia, Anura, Pelobatidae. The transcript is spliced from 17 exons. The record is from RefSeq and is a predicted model, not a curated record.